GCUUAUAUGAGUGCAGCCUUCCAACCCCCCCUCAUGAUGAUGCAGCGUCCCCUGGGAAGCAGCACUGCUUUCAGUAUAGACUCACUGAUAGGUAACCCACCUCAGCCCAGCCCUGGGCACUUUGUGUACACAGGUUACCCCAUGUUCAUGCCAUACAGGCCUGUGGUGUUGCCCCCUCCACCACCACCCCCGUCUCUCUCCCAGCCAAAUCUUCCAUCAUCUCACCCCCACCACCAGAUCCCCAGCCUACCCAGUGGUUUCUGCUCCAGUCUAGCACAGGGCAUGGCUCUCACGUCCACCCUCAUGGCUACCUUGCCAGGCAGUUUCUCAGCCUCUCCCCAGCAACAGGAGGCGGCCAGAAAGUUUGGAGCCCAGAGUCUCCAAGGGGGAUUUGAGAAGAAUGAAGGGGGGCAGUCAGAUGGAGAGGAUGGCAGCAAGACCUAUCUGGGCAAGGAUGGUCCCUUGCUGCCCUUUGCAGCAUCAGAAGCCUCUCUAGGUAGUACAGUGGGAGCUGCCCGAGUGCAGAGUAAAGAUGACUCUGGGAAAGAUGAUGACUGCAAGGGGAAGGAUGACUCCUACCUGAUGGAUAGUGACUUGGACUACAGCUCAGAUGAUAACAUCUCCUGCCAGACCAGCCACAAAGAGGAGGACACCCCGGCGGGGCUCGAGGACAGCUCGCAGGGGGCAAACAGCACCAAUAACCCCACCUCAACUGGGAAGAACCGGAGGCGCCGGACUGCCUUCACAAGCGAGCAGCUCCUAGAGUUGGAGAAGGAGUUCCACUGCAAGAAGUACCUGUCCCUCACUGAGAGGUCUCAAAUCGCCCACGCCCUCAAACUCAGCGAGGUCCAGGUCAAGAUCUGGUUCCAGAACCGCAGGGCCAAGUGGAAGAGGGUCAAAGCUGGCAACGCAAACUCCAAAACCGGGGAGCCCUCCAGAAACCCCAAAAUCGUGGUACCCAUACCAGUCCAUGUCAGUAGGUUCGCAAUCAGAAGCCAACACCAGCAGCUGGAGCAGGCCAGACCCUGAGCGGGCCAUGGGCAGCACCCUUAACCCGGGAUAAAGUCCAGAGACACAAGGACAGGUGAGGUACAGUGGUAUAUUUACUACUGGCCAAAUACAGGAGGUAUGAGUCAUAGACUGCUCGAGUUCCUCCAUUUAUUUUCUGUAUGGAGAGAACCCGCUGCCUGUGUAUGGACGUGGUGACUGUCUGGGACAGGUCACUUCAAGUCACCAAAUAAUGACAAUGCCAAGUCACCAUGACUAGCACAAGUGAACUGUGCAGUAAGAGAGGGCAA
This is a messenger RNA of Bombina bombina (fire-bellied toad), 1298 nucleotides long. RefSeq names its product gastrulation brain homeobox 2 (gene GBX2). Gene Ontology annotation, cellular component: nucleus. The transcript is spliced from 3 exons. Bases 7 to 1029 code for a protein of 340 amino acids. Gene Ontology annotation, biological process: regulation of transcription by RNA polymerase II; regulation of nervous system development. Gene Ontology annotation, molecular function: DNA-binding transcription factor activity, RNA polymerase II-specific; RNA polymerase II transcription regulatory region sequence-specific DNA binding. Lineage: Eukaryota; Metazoa; Chordata; Amphibia; Anura; Bombinatoridae. The record is from RefSeq and is a predicted model, not a curated record.